Messenger RNA from Anisakis simplex (herring worm), 285 nucleotides. NCBI's taxonomy places the organism in Eukaryota, Metazoa, Nematoda, Chromadorea, Rhabditida, Anisakidae. The record is from the annotation of a GenBank genome assembly.
GUGGCGCUGUUAGGUAAAGUUGAGAAUACAUGGAAAUGUUGGCAACUAGACGAUACGUCUCGAAUCGAAACACCUCUCAGUCGCAAGGGAGAAGAGACGUUCCCUGUUGGUCUGUGCAUCGAUACAUCAUCACAAGUGAAUGUCACGUUGAAUGAUGACGGCACCAUGGAAAGACCUCCUUGUCCAACUGUAAUGGUCUUUUCAACCGAUGGUGUUCUGCAUUCAUUCAGUGCGAUUUCGUUUAAACCAGAACAUAAAAACAUCAACAGGUAUCUCUCAUCUUGA